Messenger RNA from Diuraphis noxia (Russian wheat aphid), 627 nucleotides. Its product is annotated as protein ZBED8-like. The record is from RefSeq and is a predicted model, not a curated record. NCBI's taxonomy places the organism in Eukaryota, Metazoa, Arthropoda, Insecta, Hemiptera, Aphididae.
AUGAUAAAAAGAGUGACUAUAUCUGAUAAAGCUCUUGAAGCAUCAUUUAAAGUCGCAGAACUGAUUGCUAAAAAUAUGAACUCUCAUGUUAUUGGCGAAAAAUUAAUACGACCUGCCUGUUUAGUUAUGGUUGAAACAAUCCGCCGAAUAAAUGAAAUGGCAGAUGAUAUUAAUGACAUUGUUUUAGAAAAAAUUAAAAAUCAAAAAUUAUUUUCAUUACAAAUAGACGAGAGUACUGACAGAACUUCUAAAGCUCAAUUACUAGAUUUUGGCAGAUUUGUUGAUAAUUCUAAUAUUGUUGAGCAGUUUUUAUUUUGUAAAGAAUUAAAGUCAACAACAACAGGGAAAGACAUAUUUGACGUAGUAAAUAAUUUUUUUGAAAAAUCUGGAUUAUCAUUGAAUUAUUGUUGUGGUGUGUGUACUGAUGGAGCUCCGUCUAUAACCGGAAAGUAUAAAGGUUUUGUUACUCUCGCUAAAAUUAAAAAUCCAGCUAUGAUUAUAACACACUGUUUUAUUCAUCGAGAAGCUCUGGUUGCAAAAACAUUAGGAGAAAAAAUGUUAAAAGUCUUAAAUGAUGCUAUUAAAAUUGUGAAUUACAUUAAAAACAUUGAAAACAAGGAUUCUUGA